AUGCCAAGUCAGAUCUUAACCGAACGACAACAACUGGAACUUAAUAAAGCUAUAUUACAGUAUCUACAACCAAUUUGUUCAACUUCUGAGUCAAAUGAACAUCUCUUUCAUCAGCUUUCACAGCUUCUUCUGCCUGGCAAUUCUAACGCGCAUAACGAUGGGAUAGUUGAACAGUACCUUGAAAAGAAGUGGUCAACAGUUUUACGUCUACAGAAAAAGAUCAUUGAUCUAGAGAAUGAGAUAACUAAUCUACGAAGUGUUGUUGAUGUUGCUCCUGUGAAGAUCAGUAAAGAUCGAAUCAAUUGGAUACCCAUGUCUGCAAUUCAAACUUUUGAAACACCAAAUGUUGUUAAUAAUGUAAGGCUACAUCCCGUUCUUCCGUUGGUAUUUGCUGGAUGUAAUGAUGGAUCAAUUAAUGUAUGGAAUUUUGCUUCCGAUGAUAAUUCACUACCGGAGAAGAUUAUAAAAGCACAUACUAGAGGUGUCAACAAAAUAUCGUUUUCACAAAACAAGAUUGAAUUGAAUAAAGGUGACGGGCCGCAGUAUGUCUUAGCGUCAUGUUCAUCUGAUCUCACCAUCAAGCUAUAUAAUGCAACAACGCAUCAACAUUUGAAGACUUUACGUGGCCAUGAUCAUACAGUGUCUUCAAUUGUAUUUUCAAAACACAAUCUUCUAUAUAGUGUUUCAAGAGACAAGACCGUCAAGGUGUGGAAUGUGGUUGAUGGCACUUGUAUCAAAAGCUUUGUUGGUCAUACUGAAUGGGUGAGAGAUUUGGACGUGUGUUCUGGUGAAUUUGGUGAAUUUGUAUUAACAUGCUCCAAUGAUCAAAGUGCUCGAUUGAGUCAUGGACAAUCUGGCACUGGUAUUGCGUUGUUAAUUGGGCAUACACAUGUAAUAGAAGCUGUGAAAUACCUACCUAAACUUUCAAAUGGUGCCAUUGACUCAUUUAUCGCAGCCAAUUCUGAUUUAUUCCCAACCCUACCCCUAGAACUAAUCAAGAAUGAGCUGUAUGAGAAAUUGGGGUUCAAGUACUGUCUUACUGCUAGUAGAGAUAAUACAAUCAAACUAUGGCUAUUGCCACCACCCACACAGGUUCCAGGACGUCCUCCCAUGCCAUCUAAAUACAACCAAGCACAAGCCUGGCUUAUUGCUACCCUACAAGGACAUUUGUCAUGGGUUAAAACAUUGCAAGUUCACCCUAAUGGAAGAUACAUAUUCAGUGGAUCAGAUGACAAGACAAUCAAGAUAUGGGAUUUGAAUGGGUUGAAUAUAGAUGGCUCUGUGGGAGUAAUAAGAACAUUAUCCAGCCACCGAGGAUUUGUCAACGACAUUGACUUUGCUCGACUCGCUAAGCGCAAAGAAGAUAUCAAUGGGAAUAGCGAUGACGUAUUGAAGGACGUAGAGGCCAGGAUGCGAUGUGUACUAGCUAGUUGCGGUACUGACAAUGUGGUCAAAAUAUGGAAAUGA
Lodderomyces orthopsilosis Co 90-125 is the source of this 1467-nucleotide messenger RNA. RefSeq lists its product as uncharacterized. Lineage: Eukaryota; Fungi; Ascomycota; Pichiomycetes; Serinales; Debaryomycetaceae. The record is from RefSeq and is a predicted model, not a curated record. Gene Ontology annotation, molecular function: protein binding. Bases 1 to 1467 code for a protein of 488 amino acids. The transcript has a single exon.